Molecule: messenger RNA, 659 nt
Organism: Meloidogyne enterolobii
Lineage: Eukaryota; Metazoa; Nematoda; Chromadorea; Rhabditida; Meloidogynidae
Source: the annotation of a GenBank genome assembly
AUGUUAAGUUUGAUCGACUUUGGACCAUUCUUGGCUCUCUUCUUUGUUGCUGUCUCGCUUUCUGGAUCCGUGUCCCUGCUCUUCUGCUGCAAAUCAAAAAAGAAGUCAGCAACAAAAAGUCAGAUCCAAAAACAAGCAUUGGUGGAUAACAGAAAGAGCAAAGACAAUCUUCCUCUAAAGGAGGGACCAGCACCAGGAGAAAAACCACCAGCAGCAGCAGCAAAAGGAAGGCAGCAGAAACAGCUAAAAACACCACCGCCUCAACCAGCAAAAGGAGCAGCGAUUGGUGGCGGAGGCGCUGCUGGGAUAAGAACAGCUGCUUUGUUCACACCACCUCCUAAAGCGCCUGUUGUAGCUGAUCCAACGAAGACUGCAGCAACAAAGCAACCAGCAACUCCACCAAAGCCUGCUGCACCAAAACCUUCUGAUAAGUCAAAGAAAGACGUGCGCGCUGGUGUUGCUGUUCCCGACGACGACACUGUUCCUGACACUAAACGAAUGGAGGUUUCUGAUUCGUGGCGUCAAGUUAAAAGUGAAGCAAGCUUAUAAAAUGCCCGAGGAAAUGACACGACGCCGAUUGGACGAUCCAGACUACCAGACCUGGAGGGGAUUGGGGAACAUCUUUGAUGCAUCCAAAAGAACGACAGGAGAUAUGGGAG